AUGUACACUCCCAGUGUACGUGUACGUAUCCUCUCCUUCUCUCGCAUUCACGUUCUCUUGUCCGUUGCGCGCCUCCCACUUCCUGCUUCGUCGCUAGCUUCGCUUCCCUCCCUCCCGCGAGCGAGGUCCACUCCAAUGGCGGCCGCUUCUUCCAGCUCUGCUCGCGGGCGCCACCUUCUUCUCCGCCUCCUCGCGCUUCUCGCCGUCGCUGGCAAUGCGGCGGCCGCCGGCAGCGGCGCCGUCGUCGUUGGGAAGAAGAGCGCGGUGCUGUCGCUGCGUGAGUUGGAGUGGGGUGCUGCCGCGAGGAAGAUCCAGGGCCGCUAUGAGCAACAAAGCAAAGCUCAGAUCCUAGGAGGGCACAGGAAAGCAGAGGGAGCAAGCAGAGCAACCACCGUGCUAGAGCUGAAGCACCAUUCUCCGGCCACCAUCUCCAACCAGCCCGCCGGCAGCGAAGGAUACCUUAGCCGACUCCUCGCCGCCGACGCCGCUCGUGCUGCCUCGUUGCAGCUCCCCAGGCCAGCGUCCAUACAGUCCCGGCAGGCGGCGGCCCAGGUCCCGCUGACCUCUGGCAUUCGCUUCCAGACACUCAACUACGUCACCACCAUCGCGCUCGGCGGCGACUCCUCCGGCGCCGCCGCCAAGCUCAACGUCAUCGUGGACACCGGCAGCGACCUCACCUGGGUGCAGUGCAAGCCCUGCCGUGCCUGCUACGAGCAGCGGGACCCACUCUUCGACCCCGCUAGCUCCGCCACCUACGCCGCCGUCCCGUGCAACGCCUCCGCCUGCGCGGCCUCGCUGAAGGAGGCCACGGGCGCGCCCGGAUUCUGCGCCAGGGGAGGCGGCGGCGGCGGAAGCGAGAGAUGCUACUACGCGCUAGGCUACGGCGACGGGUCGUUCAGCCGCGGCGUGCUGGCCACGGACACGGUCGGCCUCGGCGGCGCCAACCUCAACGGCUUCGUCUUUGGCUGCGGGCUCAGCAACCACGGGCUGUUCGGUGGAACAGCGGGGCUCAUGGGCCUCGGCCGGACCGAGCUGUCGCUGGUCUCCCAGACGGCAUCCCGGUUCGGCGGCGUGUUCUCCUACUGUUUGCCGGCGACCACCUCCGGCGACUCCUCGGGGUCCCUCUCCCUAGGGAGGGACCCAUCCUCCUACCGCAACACGACGCCCGUGGCAUACACCCGCAUGAUCGCAGACCCGGCUCAGCCCCCAUUCUACUUCAUGAACGUCACGGGCGCGUCCGUCGGCGGCGCCGCGAUGACCGCGUCGGGGCUCGGCGCCAGCAACGUGCUCAUCGACUCGGGCACGGUGAUCUCGCGGCUGGCGCCGUCCGUGUACCGCGCCGUGCGCGCCGAGUUCGCGCGCCAGUUCAGCGCCGCCGGGUACCCCGCCGCGCCGGGGUUCUCGCUCCUCGACACGUGCUACAACCUGACGGGGCACGACGAGGUGAACGUGCCGCUGCUGACGCUGCGGCUCGAGGGCGGCGCCGACGUGACCGUGGAGGCCGCCGGGAUGCUCUUCAUGGCGAAGAAGGACGGGUCUCAGGUGUGCCUGGCGAUGGCGGGCCUUCCCUACGAAGACCAGACGCCAAUCAUAGGGAACUACCAGCAGAAGAACAAGAGGGUGGUGUAUGACACGGUACGCUCAGGGCUAGGUUUUGCUGACGAGGAUUGCAGCUUCAUGUAA
Messenger RNA from Triticum turgidum subsp. durum (durum wheat), 1683 nucleotides. The record is from the annotation of a GenBank genome assembly. NCBI's taxonomy places the organism in Eukaryota, Viridiplantae, Streptophyta, Magnoliopsida, Poales, Poaceae.